UUUCCUUCCCGGUUGACAAAUGGGGCGCACCUCGUUGCACGGGAAAACAUGGCAGUCCCCUUGCGCCGGUUACACCACGUUUCGCUCCAUGUUUCUAAUGGGCAGAAAUUAGUCUACGACCUUGUCUCCAAAUACAAGUUUAAUUUGUUUGCUACCAGACUGACUGACAGGUCCAAGCAGGUGGCCUUCCGGAAUGGAGCGGCUGUCUUCGUUGUUAAUGAGCGACCCAUUCAGGGCAGUGCGGGUUUGAAUGAAUGGCUGCAGCUUGGAGGGAACGAUAAUCACUCCGCUGAUGCUCACCGGGUCAACUUUGAGAACCACAAGCGGAGUAAUCCAUCGUGUCUGUACGAUGUCCACCUGCACCACCCGGUGGACUCUGUUAGUAACGUGUGUUUCGAGGUGGAGGAUGUGGAAAGGUCGUUCAAGGUGCUCCGUCAUCUGGGCUGCAACUUCCUUGUGCCUCCCACUACACUUGAGGACGAGAAUGGUCUCGUCACUUAUUCCGUGGUUAAAUCGAUCGUGGGAAAUGUGUGCCAUACAUUGAUUGACAAGACAAAAUAUAGAGGGACCUUUUUGCCUGGGUUUAAUGUCACUGAAAAGGACUGGAGCUUGGAAAAGGAGAACUUGUCUUGUCCAGUUACCCAUUUUGAUCACAUCACUUAUGCCAGUCCCAGGAAGUCAACCCAACAGGUCAUGAGGUGGUAUGAGAAGCUUUUUGGCUUUCAAAGAUUUUUCAUUGAUAGUGAUGAAGAUGUGGAUGAAGGUUUUGUAGUAAAUCAGGAAGGAGUUGGACUUCGACUCACUGCCAUGCAGUACUGGAAGUGCAGCAAAGCCGGCAUCACUCUUCCCUUUACGGACAAGAAAGAGCCUGACUGCAAAUUUGUCAUCGCAGAAUCACUUCCUCAUCAAGGACGUAACCAGGUGGACACCUUCUUGGAGCAGCACAGAGCGGCGGGCAUCCAGCACGUCGCACUGUACACCAAAAACAUUGUCUCUGCUGCACACACAAUGGCUAAAGCUGGAGUUCAUUUUUUCUCCCCUCCUCCUGCCUAUUACACAGAGGUUGGGAAACGGCGGGAAAUAGAGGAGGCAGGACACGAUCCCCAGAUGCUUUCAGAGCACGGCAUUCUUAUGGACACAGACCUGCAGCAGGAUCCAUCAUCUCAGAAAGAAUGCAGUGAAAACAGAAGGUGGGACAUAAUCGAGAACCUGCAGCCUCCCUGUUUAUUCUCAUACGAUAUCUCCUCCAGGUGUUUACAAAGCCCCUCUUUGCUGAGGACACUUUCUUCCUGGAGCUGAUAGAGCGCAGAGGGGCGACAGGCUUCGGUGAGGGGAACAUCCGGGCCCUGUGGAGGUCCGUGCAGGCAUACAUGGAGAACGAGAGGAGGGAUUCUCAGGGAGAGACUGUGCAAUCUGUUCAGCAAUGACCGCUCCAUGUUUUUCUAGAAGCUUUAUUUAUUGCACUUGUGUUUUAUAUAUAAUGUAUUGCACUUACACUGGAAGUAAAGAAGCUAAAAGAAAUGUUUAAAAAUAGUUACGAAGUUCCACACUUCUGAUGGUGUUAAUAGCGUUUCUUGAACAUAACCAGACUGAUAAAAAAAUGUUUUAAAUGUGCCUGUGUUAUACUUGAAGUUCUAAAACACUUUAGUUGCCGUGCUGUUCUCACUGGAUCAACGCAAAUCAAGUGAAUUGAAAACAUCUGUAUCUGAAUAAAUCUUUUUCUCCCUGACA
This is a messenger RNA of Girardinichthys multiradiatus, 1731 nucleotides long. RefSeq names its product 4-hydroxyphenylpyruvate dioxygenase-like (gene hpdl). The record is from RefSeq and is a predicted model, not a curated record. Gene Ontology annotation, biological process: aromatic amino acid metabolic process. Bases 49 to 1299 code for a protein of 416 amino acids. Gene Ontology annotation, molecular function: 4-hydroxyphenylpyruvate dioxygenase activity. Lineage: Eukaryota; Metazoa; Chordata; Actinopteri; Cyprinodontiformes; Goodeidae. The transcript is spliced from 5 exons.